AAUUUCAUUAUAUUUUUUUACCUUGAAAGCAGGAAUGUCGAAAUCCCGCUCGAAACUAAACUACAUUGAUAAACAUGUUGCGCGACAGUAGAUGGAGCAACUGGCUGCAGUGAGUCAGUCAGCUUGACGUUUCGAGUGAAUAACGAUCGAGAAACAGAAAGAAAAAUCAAAGAAAAGAAAAGGAAAAGAGGAGGAAGGAAUAAUCGUAUUUUACCUUGUACGUAUUUUAUUCGACAAAAUGAAUAGACUAUUUGGUCGACCUAAAGCCAAAGAACCGUCACCAAGUCUUACCGACUGUAUCGCCGGGGUCGACAGCAGAGCGGAUACUGCGGAGAAAAAGAUAGCAAAAUUAGACGCGGAAUUAAAGAAGUACAAAGAUCAGAUGAUUAAAAUGAAAGAGGGCCCGGCGAAGAAUGCAGUGAAGGCUAAGGCAUUACGCAUUCUGAAACAGCGCAAGAUGUAUGAAUCGCAGGUGGACAACUUGCGUCAACAAGCGUUUAACAUGGAACAGGCGAAUUAUGCCACUCAAACGCUGAAAGAUACUCAGGCAACUGUGGUCGCUAUGAAAGAAGGAGUAAAACAAAUGCAGAAAGAGUUUAAAAAUAUCAAUAUAGAUCAGAUCGAGGAUCUUCAAGACGAUUUGGCGGAUAUGUUGGAACAAGCGGAUGAAGUCCAAGAGGCGAUGGGUCGCAGUUAUGGUAUGCCAGAUAUAGACGAGGAUGAACUAGCUGCCGAAUUAGAGGCUCUUGGAGACGAUUUGGCUGUCGAUGAAGACACUAGUUACUUGGAUGACGCGAUCAAAGCACCUAGCGCUCCUGACAAAGAACCUGGCGCGAGUUCCAUUAGGAAUAAGGAUGGCGUCUUGGUAGACGAAUUUGGUUUGCCACAAAUACCAGCCAGUUAAAACGCUGAUAAAACAUCGGUAUAAAUUAAUGUUACGUAUAUCGAUAUUUCCAAAGAUGAUGAUUGGUUUUUGAACGACUUUCAAAGGCUUUUGCUACGUAUAUAUGUAGUACACAGAUAAUGUGCUCAGUAUUCUAAAUUUUUGAUGUGGAUAUAAAAUUCGCGCAAGCUGUAAAUUUUCAAUGAACGAAACGUAAUUUUAUUGUUGCCAACAGAUAAGUUGUACUAUUCUAUUUUUAUUGCUUUAUGUUUAUGUUAAUGUACAGAUCAAAUUAAAUAAAACAAUCUAAUUUAAGAAUUUAAAGUA
Frieseomelitta varia is the source of this 1210-nucleotide messenger RNA. It is a transcript of the gene Vps60, whose product is annotated as charged multivesicular body protein 5. NCBI's taxonomy places the organism in Eukaryota, Metazoa, Arthropoda, Insecta, Hymenoptera, Apidae. Gene Ontology annotation, biological process: vesicle budding from membrane; late endosome to vacuole transport via multivesicular body sorting pathway. Gene Ontology annotation, cellular component: multivesicular body. The record is from RefSeq and is a predicted model, not a curated record. The transcript has 4 exons. The coding region runs from base 239 to 904 and encodes 221 amino acids.